Amphibalanus amphitrite is the source of this 2706-nucleotide messenger RNA. Its product is annotated as lutropin-choriogonadotropic hormone receptor-like. The transcript has 12 exons. Bases 141 to 2003 code for a protein of 620 amino acids. Lineage: Eukaryota; Metazoa; Arthropoda; Thecostraca; Balanomorpha; Balanidae. Gene Ontology annotation, cellular component: membrane. The record is from RefSeq and is a predicted model, not a curated record. Gene Ontology annotation, molecular function: protein-hormone receptor activity; G protein-coupled receptor activity. Gene Ontology annotation, biological process: G protein-coupled receptor signaling pathway.
AUAUCCAGCACGCUCCGGACCUUCGAUACGUGAGCCGGCAGGCGUGGCGCAACCUGACCUCCCUCAAGUCCCUGCGAAUAGUGGGCACGGGCCUGCAGGAGCCGCCGGACUUAUCCAGCCUUCAGUCAGAAGACAACAUCAUGCAUAUGAUUGACCUGGAUGGCAAUCAAAUCAAGCUGCUGCCAACAAACGGCCUGAGAGUGACUACCGAUCAACUGUCUCUAGCUAAUAACCAGCUGGAAUCGAUUUCGGCACUGGCUUUCAAUGGCUCCCUCAUCGGCACAAUCCAACUGAACGGAAACCUUCGUCUCAGUCACGUGGACCAGCUGGCGUUCAAAGGUCUCGGCGGACUCCGAAAACUUGACAUGUCGGAUACAGCGCUGACCAGCCUGCCGACCAACGGCCUGGAGGACAUCGAGCAGCUGUUCAUCAAGCGGACCGCGUCGCUGCGCACCUUCCCGUCCGUCUACCACUUUCGCUCCAUCCAGGAGGCGCACCUGACCUACCCGUACCACUGCUGCGCCUUCAACUUCCCCGAUAUACAGGACCCGGAGGAGCACCGCCGAUACCAGGAGUGGGCAGAGAAGCUGCGAAAGCUCACCAACUGCUCCCGGGAGUCUGUGACGCUGUCGGCCGGCGGCGCGGGCGGACCAGCGGUCUCCGGGGGUAUCUUCCACUCGGCGGUCUCCGAGGAGACCAGCCACCUGGUCUGUGACAGUGACCAGACCAGCCGGCUCAGGAGCGUGGUCUGUUCACCCACACCGGACGCCUUCAACCCGUGCGAGGACAUCAUGGGAUACAAGACGCUCAGAGUGGCCGUCUGGCUGGUGGUCGUCACGGCCGUGGUUGGUAACGUCGUCGUGCUGGUGGUGCUCAUCAACCGCAGCUUCAAGCUCACCACGCCCAAGUUCCUGAUGUGCAACCUGGCGUUCGCCGACCUCUGCAUGGGCCUCUACCUGCUCAUCAUCGCUAGCAUGGACGUGCACACGAUUGGUGUCUACUUCAGCUUCGCCAUCGACUGGCAGGAAGGACUGGGCUGUCAGGUGGCCGGCUUUCUGACCGUGUUCGCCUCGGAGCUGUCCGUGUUCACACUGGUCACAAUCACCUGCGAGCGCUGGUACGCCAUCACCAACGCCAUCUAUCUCACCAAGCGACUCCGCAUCACCGGUGCAGUCAGGGUGAUGGCAGUCGGCUGGCUUUACUCGGCAGUCAUGGCGGCCUUCCCAUUGGUCGGCAUCGGCAGCUACAGCAAGACGAGCAUCUGCCUACCCGUGGUGCAGGACGGCCAGGACCAGGCGGGCAUCGCGUUCCUGCUCUUCCUGCUACUGGGUAACUGCCUGGCCUUCCUGCUGAUCUCCUGGUUCUACCUGAGGAUGUACUGCAGCAUAUCCACAGUGGAGCGCGGGCUCGUCAGACCCAACGAUCUCAAGGUUGCUAAGCGGAUGGCUCUCCUAGUGUUCACCGACUUCGCCUGCUGGGCGCCCAUCACAUUCUUCGGCGUCACUGCCAUCAUCGGCUUCCCGCUCAUCAACGUCACCAACUCCAAGAUCCUGCUGGUGUUCUUCUACCCCAUCAACUCGUGCGCCAACCCGUACCUCUACGCCAUCUUCACCAAACAGUUCCGCCAGGAGUUCUUUCUGAUGCUGGGCCGGCGCGGUCUCUGCCGCCGCCAGGCGCUGCGUUUCCGCGCCGCCGGCACCCUCUCGCGGAACGACCUGCUGAAGCUGUCCAACGGCUCGCGCUCGACGCAGCCACGCAGCGGCCAAACGCUGCUCGAGAUGUCGUCGAUGCGCAGCCGGAAGCUGUCGGCAGAGUCGGGCGGCGCGCUGUCCGAGGGUCGCUCGGCGUCCGGCGCCGCGCCCGAGCGCAAGCCCAGCGGCCGGCGCGACUGCCGGCUCAGCCCGGUGCUCGAGGCAUCGCGCACCGCCGAGGCCAGCGUGGCCACUGUGCCGGCGCACCAGACUCUGCUGCCGACUGCGGACCCCAACUCGGCGCCCACCUAGGCCUGUCACUCGGCCGGGAGGGCAGGGUAUUCAGUCAGACUGUGGGAGGGUAUCAGGGGUGUGUUACUGUGGGGUGUGUGCGCGUGUCCGCGUAGUGUUCCUGGCGGGCUGGGCGGACAGCUGGCCGCCUUGCAGUGUGGGUUGGUGUUAUCGAAUUGUGGUGAGCUGUUUGUCGUUUGCCGUGAGUCGCUACACUGUUCCUGAGCCAUAGAAGGCACCAGUGAAGUGGUUGAUGUAUAGCGGUCCUACGGCGCACAUGCUUGUAAUAGUUCAUCGAUCGUAGGGCCAAGAACACUGCACACACGAAAAGACGUCAUCACUUGUGUGAUUUUCAUUCAUGUACGUAUGUAAAUCUCGUCCAUUAUGGUAUAAGUAGUUAUUCGCGGUACGCACGCGAUGGUGAGGAAUACGCCACGCUCUUGUAUUGCACCGCUCAGUCCGGCGAAUAUCUGGCUCCUUGCGGCUCAGUCCGGUGGAUUACGGACUCAGUCCGGCGAAUAUCUGGCUCCGCGCGGCUCAGUCCGGCUCAGUCCGGUAAAUGACUGACUCAGUCCGGUAAACGAGUUAGGUAUAUCUGCAGCUGACAGGUAAUUUGGUGCGAAUGCAACGAAAUCGACCCCUCUUAUAUCCCGGCAGUUGCUGGGGUAUUUCGCCACCCACCGUUUGCUGGGGGGGGGGGGGGGGGCGUUAAACGCCCCCAGCC